Messenger RNA from Cornus florida, 2834 nucleotides. Its product is annotated as serine/threonine-protein kinase ATG1a. Bases 301 to 2271 code for a protein of 656 amino acids. The record is from RefSeq and is a predicted model, not a curated record. Gene Ontology annotation, biological process: autophagosome organization; peptidyl-serine phosphorylation; autophagy. Gene Ontology annotation, cellular component: cytoplasm; autophagosome. NCBI's taxonomy places the organism in Eukaryota, Viridiplantae, Streptophyta, Magnoliopsida, Cornales, Cornaceae. Gene Ontology annotation, molecular function: protein serine/threonine kinase activity; ATP binding. The transcript has 13 exons.
UUUCCACACAAAAAAAGAAAAAAUAUCAAACAAGCAAAGAGGUCUUCAGUUCUGAAUUCUCUCAUAUCCCCUCUUUUUUGAACUUUAUUCACUUCCUUCAUGCCCACCAGUCACAACCACCCACCACCACCCUCCCAAACCACCAUUUGUCCCAUCUUCUUCUACAUAAUCAAUAUAAUAGUAUCAUAAUAUAUAUAUAUAUAUAUACACACACACACACACACACCCCCCUAUACAGAGAAGACGACGACUAAUUACUUUACUGAUUCUAUCAGUGACCAUCAAUAGCAAUUGUGAUUAAUGGAUUUGGGAGAUCGGAAUCAGGGUGGGUCGAUAGGGAAUUACACACUGGGACCCAGUAUCGGGUCGGGUUCGUUCGCGGUGGUGUGGCGGGCGAGACAUCGGCAAUCAGGUACGCAAGUGGCAGUGAAGGAGAUAGACAAGAAACAGCUCAGCCCCAAAGUAGCCGAUAAUCUCCUCAAGGAGAUUUCGAUCCUCAGCGACAUUCGUCAUCCCAACAUUGUUCGCCUCUUUGAAGCCAUCGAGACUGAGGACAGAAUUUACCUUGUUUUGGAGUACUGUGACGGCGGUGACCUUGCCGGUUACAUUCAUCGGUGCGGCAAAGUUUCUGAAGCUGUUGCGAAGCACUUCAUGAGGCAAUUGGCUGCGGGACUGAAAGUGCUGAACGAGAACCGUCUCAUUCACAGAGAUUUGAAACCUCAGAACCUACUUUUGUCAACUAAUGAAGCGGCUCCGCUACUGAAGAUAGGUGACUUUGGUUUUGCAAGGUACCUGACACCUCAAGGUUUGGCUGACACACUGUGCGGUUCACCAUUAUACAUGGCGCCUGAGAUAAUUCAGAAUAAAAAGUAUGACGGCAAGGCUGACUUAUGGAGUGUUGGAGCUAUCUUGUUCCAGUUGGUGACUGGGAAGCCGCCAUUUGAUGGUGAUAACCACUUCCAGCUUUUUCAGAAUAUUUUGACAUCCAGUGAGCUGCGGUUUCCACAAGGUGCUUUACAAGUACUAAAUCCAGAUUGCGUUGCUCUUUGCAGGGGCCUUUUACGUCAUAACCCUGUUGAGCGACUAACAUUUGAGGAGUUUUUCGAUCACAAGUUCUUAGCAGAGGCCAGAGACUCAGAAAUUUCUUCAUCAUCAUCUUUACCUGGCGAUGUCAAAUGUAGAAAGGAUCAUGGCAGCAUAUUCCGACCCUCAGGUAUUGGUGAGUUUAUACGAAAUACUGCCUGUGAUAGGCUGAGGACAUCUCUUGAAGGUGACGUAGAUUCAUCAGACCAGCUACCAGUUACUGAUUCAAUGGAGUCCAUUGAAAAAGAUUAUGUUAUUGUUAGUGCUCAUUUUGCUUCAAUGGAGACAUUUUCUUGUUCCUUGGAAACAUCCUUGCUAAGUAAUCCUGCAAGCAGAGUUUUUAGUGGUGCACCAAAGAAGAAUGCUCGGGAUAUUGAUGCUGCAAUGAAAGCAAAGGCGCCAGUUGCUAGUCCAGUUCGUAGUGCAAAAAUUGCAGGGAGCCAAGAAUCAGAUUUGUUAGCAGCAUCAAGUGCAUCGACUAUAUUGAGGGAAGUGCAAGGGCUGUCUGUAUUGCAUCCUUCAACUAGGCUCCAGUUGUUGCACCAGUAUAUUUGUACUCUUUCAGAACUAGCACAAGUAAAGUUCAGUGCAGGUCUGUUUCUAGAAUCAUUUUCAGUUGAACUGGUAGUUUUGGCAAUUUGGAAAAAUGCUAUUCAAGUUUGCAGCUCUUGGCUGGCCUCCGCCACAGAGGGUGAUGUACCUGGAAGCUGUUCUGUUCAUGAAUCCACACCUGUUCAGGAAGGUUCUGGCUUAUCUCCAUAUUCAGAAGAAACUGUAGAUUUUAGCAUACCUCAGUCUGUUUCCAUGUGGGCAGAGCAAGGGUUUCUUGUUGCACUUGAUCGUGCAGAGAAGUUAUCAAAUCAUAUUCAGGAUAUGGAUGGUAAUGUUCAGAUGCCAGAUGCUAUGGAGAUUAUAUUUCAGACAGCACUUCACGUUGGGAAAAAUGGUGGUGUGGAUGAACUAAUGGGUAAGAAGAGCAGUGCAGCAGCAUCAUACUCGAAAGCAGUGCUACUGCUUUCAUUUAUUGUUGGAGAAGCAACUGCACUGCCACUCAACCCGCCGUUUUUAUUAACUCCUGCUGAUGGAAAACGAAUAGAAGGAUACAUCAUCAACUUCAAGUCUCGACAGUCUCAUUUCCAAAUGUCACCAUCAUCUUCUAAGCAGUCCUUGGACCCUUUGAGCAAGUAAAUACAUCUGAUUCUGUACAGCUAUCAACAUCAAAUCUCAAACUACAAAUCAAAACACGAGCUUCCUUGAGUUGCUGAUUACCAAUAUAAUGUCUUGAUAUUGUGGUACAAUGCAUCUCAAAAUAUUGAACAAUGAUAAAUCCAAACCAUCAUGUCAGAAAGCUUGAGCUGCCAACAUGUCGCGAAGUUGUGGUCAGAUGCAGCAGAUAAUUUUGAUCUUGUUUGGUGAUGACUUGAUGGAAAGGCCAUAAAUUUUGUUUAUUGAUUACAUUAUGAGGAAGACUCGUUGAGUAUAUACUCUGAUACAAAAGAAUUAUUCAACAGAAUACUGACAAUCUGGAUGAGAGAGAUGAUAAUUGUUUGGGUGAUUAUGUAGACAUGGCUAUACAUUCUCUGUGAAUGGACAUUGUAAAUAUAAACAGAUGAUAUUCUUGUACAGUUUUGUUCAUUUUUAUUUUGUAAGUACUGCAUAUUAGAUAGUAGCAUUCACUUUGUUCCAAGAUGUAGUUAAGAUGGUAAAAUCAUUGUAUUAAGUAAACUAUGCUCACUUUAUUUUUACGACCA